Messenger RNA from Oryza sativa Japonica Group (Japanese rice), 1876 nucleotides. RefSeq names its product putative protein Brevis radix-like 5. The record is from RefSeq and is a predicted model, not a curated record. NCBI's taxonomy places the organism in Eukaryota, Viridiplantae, Streptophyta, Magnoliopsida, Poales, Poaceae.
CCGCCCGCAUUCACUGCGUGCUGCUCGCAUUUGAACUGAAUUUCAAAACCACCUCGUCGUCUUCUUCCCCCCAAAUCUAGCGAGCUCGCUCACGAGCAGAGCGAGGCAGAGGCAGAUGCACGUGUGCUUCCAUGGCGGCGGCGGCGGCGGCGGCGGCAGGCUCGCCAAGUCAUUCAACGUCAUCAGCGACUUCACCAAGAUCUUGAUUGGUCGUCGAGGUGGAGACCACGCGCUGGCGCGGCGGCGGCGGAUGCGGCAAUGCAAGGAUGCCGCGCCGGCCGCGGCGGCGGCGGCGGUGGCGUCCGCGUCCGCCAAGAUCGCGCCGGAAGAGGAGGGGGAGGGGGGUGGAGGAGGUAAGGAAGAAGAGUUCUGCGACAAGUGCUGCUCGGCUCUGUCGGGAGGCGGUGGCGCGGAGGAGGAGGCGGCGGCGGAGGGUGAGCGGGAGUGGGUGGCGGAGCCGGAGCCGGGGGUGUUGCUGACGCUGGCGCCGCGCGCCGACGGCGUCAGCAACCGGCUACGGAGGAUACGGUUCAGGGAGGAGGUGUUCGACGCGUGGGCGGCGCAGUGCUGGUGGGCGGACAACCACGACCGCAUCGCCGAGCUCUACUGCCUCGUCAAGCCCGACGACGACGACGACGAGGAGGAGGCGAUAGCCGCGGCGGAGGCGGCCAUGUUGCCGGCCACCCCAUGCCAAUCCGAGGCGGAGGACGACGACGACGACGACGGAGCAGAGUCGUCGUCACGGUCGCCGUCGACGUCCACCUUCUCCGGUGGCCCUUCCAGCGGCAGCGGCGGCGGGUCAACCGGCACGUUGGGCUCGCCGAUACUGGGCCUCGUCACCGCGCCCAACACCACCGGAGGCGGCGAGCACGACGCCGUCCGCGACCAGCACCAGCCGACGGCGGCGACGUGGAGGGAGUGGGUGGAGGAGUACGAGCCCGGCGUGUUCAUCACCGUCGGAGCCUAUCCCGGCCACCGCCUCCAGCUCCGGUGCGUCGAGCUCAGCCGCGAGAAGUUUGGCGAGGUGAAGGCGAGAGUUUGGUGGGAGGAGAACAAGGCCAGGCUGCACCACCUCUACUCUUUCUGAAGCCUUAAUUUUCGAGGCUAUUUAUGAUAAAUUUUGUACAAAUUACAAGUGAAAUGAGGAGGUUCAAUGAUUUUGCAAUUCCCGUGCUUAACCCUGCUUGCUUUCUUGGAGGAAUUUUGCAGGAAACAGGCAUGGAUUCUAUAGGAUAUAUUCACUUGAAUCAGAUAAUUUCUUUUAAAAUUACCGUAGAAGAUAUAUUCACUGGAAUUUGUUAAUUUCUUUUAAAAUUACAGUAGAAGUUUUCCAUCCCAAAUGAGGCUUAAACAGAUUUCCGUGAAAACCAUGUAAAUUUCGAAAACAAUAGUAAUCAUACGAUGCAUAUGUCAUUUAUAGCGGGAAUACAUAUUACUCGUCUUAUUGCUAUAGUGAAACAGUGAUCAUACUACUCGCACUGGCUUAAUUAUUUUCUGUUUCUAUUGUUCAUGCAAAAUACAAAGGGUUUAAAAUUAAAUAUUAGGGCACAGCUAGCUUAGCCGAUCUUGGGAGGUCUGGCGACCUUGUCGUCCGAGUCGACGAAGACCCUGACACGGCCGGCGUUGUAGUCCGUGGUGACGAAGGCGUCGGCGGGGACCACCUGCACGUCCAACUCCGGCCUCUCCUCUCCGAUCUUCGUCUUCGCCGCCUCCGACGACACGCCGACCAACUCCGGCCACGAAUCCUUCGCCGCCGACGGCGACACCACCACGCCACCGCCGGCAGCCGCCGCCGCUCCGCCUCUCUCCAUUUGUUGGCACGGUGUUUGUGUAGUUGCGAGUUGGAGAAUGCACAAGGGAUUUUAUAGAUGAGGCC